AUGAGAGCCCCCCGGGAGACCCUGCACCUCCUGCUGGCUACAGCCCUGCAGCUGAUCGGCUGCGCAGCUAAGGCACCACAGCCCCAGACGAAGGGGACCCACCCGCUGGGGGAAGUGAUGCAGUGGAUGGAGGUUUAUAACCGCAGCUUCUGCCAGCCGAAGGAGAUGCUGGUGCCCGUGAGCGAGGAGCACCCGGCCGAGGUGGAGCACCUGCUGGCACCCUCCUGCGUGCCCCUGCGUCGCUGCGCUGGGUGCUGUGCCGACGAGGGGCUGCAGUGUGUGCCUACCCGCAUGCAUGUGGUGGUGAUGGAGGUGAUGAAAACCCGCUACCUGCACAGCCACCUGGGCCAGCUGGCCUUCGUGGAGCACAGUGCCUGCGAAUGCAGACCAAAGACAAAUAGCAAAGUAAAUCCAGAAAGGCCUGUGCGGCCCAAGGGGAAAAACAGCAUUGGACGCAAACACAAAAAGAAGAGACCCCCUGAACAGGACUCCCCCCAUCUGCCCUCCUGCCCACCCUGCUCAGACAAACGGAGGCGCCAGGAUCUUCAGACAUGCCAGUGCCGCUGCCGGCGCAGGUCCCAGCACUGCCAGGACCGGGGCUUGGAACUCAAUGAGCACUCAUGCAGCCACUCUGUUCUCCCCCGAGGUGUGAGAAGCUGCGCAGAUGAUCUGACGGGGGAGGGGGGUGACCUGGGACCAGCCUCUCCCCCCCCCACCCCAGCCCAGCUCUUCAUUGGAUCCAGGACAAGACUCUGGUCCUGA
Molecule: messenger RNA, 762 nt
Organism: Emys orbicularis (European pond turtle)
Lineage: Eukaryota; Metazoa; Chordata; Testudines; Emydidae
Gene: VEGFB
Product: vascular endothelial growth factor B
Exons: 8
Coding region: 1-762 (253 amino acids)
Biological process (GO): positive regulation of endothelial cell proliferation; sprouting angiogenesis; vascular endothelial growth factor signaling pathway
Cellular component (GO): membrane
Molecular function (GO): vascular endothelial growth factor receptor 1 binding; chemoattractant activity; vascular endothelial growth factor receptor 2 binding
Source: RefSeq, a predicted model, not a curated record